CUCUUCCAGGUGAACUAUGACCACUUUACUCUUGGUGUUUGUGACUCUGAGGGUCAUCACAGCGGCCAUCUCAGUAGAAGUUUCAGAACCUGACAACUCACUGAGUGUCAGCAUCCCGGAACCAUCCCCGCUGCGGGUCCUCCUGGGGAGCACCCUCACCAUCCCCUGCUAUUUCAUUGACCCCAUGCACCCAGUGACCACCGCCCCCUCCACCGCCCCUCUCACCCCGAGAAUCAAGUGGAGCCGCAUUUCCAAGGAGAAGGAAGUGGUGCUGCUGGUCGCCACUGAAGGGCAGGUGAAGGUCAGCAGUGCCUACCAAGACAAGGUUUCGCUGCCCAACUACCCGGCCAUCCCCAGCGACGCCACCUUGGAAGUCCAAAGCCUGCAUUCUAAUGACUCUGGGGUCUAUCGCUGCGAGGUGAUGCACGGCAUCGAGGAUAGCCAGGCCACCCUGGAGGUCGUGGUGAAAGGCAUUGUGUUCCAUUACAGAGCCAUCUCGACGCGCUACACCCUGGACUUCGACAGGGCGCAGCGGGCCUGUCUGCAGAACAGUGCCAUCAUCGCCACGCCCGAGCAGCUGCAGGCCGCCUACGAGGAUGGCUUCCACCAGUGUGACGCCGGCUGGCUGGCCGACCAGACUGUCAGGUACCCCAUCCACAUGCCAAGGGAAGGCUGCUACGGGGACAAGGAUGAGUUUCCUGGCGUGAGAACCUACGGCAUACGGGACACCAACGAGACCUAUGACGUGUACUGCUUUGCGGAGGAGAUGGAGGGUGAAGUCUUUUAUGCAACAUCUCCAGAAAAGUUCACCUUCCAAGAAGCAGCCACCGAGUGCCGGCGGCUGGGUGCCCGGCUGGCCACCACAGGCCAGCUUUACCUGGCCUGGCAGGCGGGCAUGGACAUGUGCAGUGCCGGCUGGCUGGCCGACCGCAGCGUGCGCUACCCCAUCUCCAAGGCCCGGCCCAACUGCGGGGGCAACCUGCUGGGCGUGAGGACUGUCUACCUCCAUGCCAACCAAACAGGCUACCCCGACCCCUCAUCCCGCUACGACGCCAUCUGCUACACAGGUGAAGAUUUUGUGGACAUCCCAGAAAACUUCUUCGGGGUGGGUGGUGAGGAAGACAUCACCAUCCAGACAGUGACCUGGCCUGACGUGGAGCUGCCUCUGCCCCGAAACAUCACCGAGGGUGAAGCCCGAGGCAAUGUGAUCCUCACGGCGAAACCCAUCUUUGACGUCUCCCCCACUGUCCUGGAGCCCGAAGAACCCUUCACGUUGGGCCCUGACAUAGAGGCCAGCGCCUUCCCUGAGGCCACCAGGCCUUGGGGCGUGCCUGAGGUGUCCACACCUGCCCUGGGCUUCACUGCCUUCACCAGCGAGGACCUGGUUGUGCAGGUGACUGCAGUCCCGGGGGCCCCUGGGCAGCCACAACUGCCAGGGGUGGUGUUCCACUACCGUCCCGGCUCUGCCCGGUACUCGCUGACCUUCGAGGAGGCGCAGCAGGCCUGCCUGCGCACCGGGGCAGUCAUCGCCUCUCCUGCACAGCUCCAGGCCGCCUAUGAAGCAGGCUAUGAACAGUGUGACGCUGGCUGGCUGCAGGACCAGACCGUCAGAUACCCCAUUGUGAGCCCACGGACCCCAUGUGUGGGCAACAAGGACAGCAGCCCCGGGGUCAGGAGCUACGGCGUGCGGCCACCGUCAGAAACCUAUGAUGUCUACUGCUAUGUGGACAAGCUCGAGGGGGAGGUGUUCUUUGCCACACGACCGGAGCAGUUCACCUUCCAGGAAGCCCAGGAGUUCUGUGAAUCCCACAACGCCACACUGGCCUCCACGGGCCAGCUCUAUGCCGCCUGGAGCCGAGGCUUGGACAAGUGCUACGCCGGCUGGCUGUCGGAUGGCAGCCUCCGCUACCCUAUUGUCACCCCAAGGCCCUCCUGUGGUGGGGACAAGCCAGGCGUGAGAACCGUCUAUCUCUACCCCAACCAGACGGGCCUCCUGGACCCACUGUCCCGGCACCAUGCCUUCUGCUUCCGAGGUGUCUCAGUGGUGCGCCUCCCAGGAGAAGAGGAGGCUGCCACACCCACACCGCCUGCUGAUGUGGAGGAGUGGAUCGCUACCCAAGUGGGGCCUGGCGUGGCUGCUGUGCCCUUGUGGGAGGAGACCACUGCAAUCCCGGGCCUCACCGCUGAGCCAGAAAACCAGACGGAAUGGGAACCAGCCCUCACCCCGGCCGGCGCCUCCCCCCUGCCAGGAACCCCCCCUGCAUGGCCUCCCACUAGUGCAGCAACAGAGGAGAGCACAGAGGGGCCCUUGGCGACGCAAGGCCCCUCGGCCUCAGAGGAGCCAUCCACGCCUUCACCCCCAGCGCCCAGCGGGACUGAGCUGCCAGGCUCUGGGGAGCCAUCCGGCGUCCCCGAAGUCAGCGGUGGCUUCACAGGCAGUGGAGAACCUUCAGGACGCCUGGACUCCAGUGGGCAGCCCUCAGAGGGUGAAGAUACAAUUACGUGGACCAGCACUCCCCAGGUUGGAGGUGAGGGCCCAGAGGGCUCUGUUUCUGGAGUUGAGGACUUCAGUGGGUUGCCUUCUGGGGAAGAGGUUCACCCUGAGACCUCUGCCUCUGGAGUUGAGGACCUCGGUGGACUCCCUUCUGGAGAAGAGGUUCACCUAGAGACCUCUGCCUCUGGAGUUGAGGACCUCAGUGGACUUCCUUCUGGGGAAGAGGUUCACCCUGAGACCUCUGCCUCUGGAGUUGAGGACCUCAGUGGACUUCCUUCUGGGGAAGAGGUUCACCUGGAGACCUCUGCCUCUGGAGUUGGGGAUCUCAGUGGGCUGCCUUCUGGAGAAGAGUUUCACCCUGAGACCUCUGCCUCUGGAGUUGAGGACCUCAGUGGACUUCCUUCUGGGGAAGAGAUUCACCUGGAGACCUCUGCCUCUGGAGUUGAGGACCUCAGUGGACUUCCUUCUGGGGAAGAGGUUCACCCAGAGACCUCUGCCUCUGGAGUUGAGGACCUCAGUGGACUUCCUUCUGGGGAAGAGGUUCACCUGGAGACCUCUGCCUCUGGAGUUGAGGACCUCAGUGGACUUCCUUCUGGGGAAGAGGUUCACCCUGAGUUCUCUGCCUCCGGAGUUGAGGACCUCAGCGGACUUCCUUCUGGGGAAGAGGUUCACCUGGAGACCUCUGCCUCUGGAGUUGAGGACCUCAGUGGACUUCCUUCUGGGGAAGAGGUUCACCUGGAGACCUCUGCCUCUGGAGUAGAGGACCUCAGUGGACUUCCUUCUGGGGAAGAGGUUCACCCGGAGACCUCUGCCUCUGGAGUUGAGGACCUCAGUGGACUUCUUUCUGGGGAAGAGGUUCACCUGGAGACCUCUGCCUCUGGAGUUGAGGACCUCAGUGGACUUCCUUCUGGAGUAGAGGGUUAUCCAGAGACUUCUGCCUCUGGAUUAGAAGACAUCAGUGGACUUCCUUCUGGGGAAGAGCUUCAUCCGGAGACUUCUGCUUCUGGAGUAGGGGGCAUCAGUGAACUUCCUUCUGGAGAAGAAGGUCUAGAGACCUCCACUUUUGGAGCUGAGGAUCUCAGUGGGCUCACUUCUGGAGCCUUGGACCUUGGCAGAGUGCCUUCUGGAACUCUAGGAAGUGGGCAGGCUCCAGAAGCAAGUGGCCUUCCUUCUGGGUUUAGUGGUGAGUAUUCUGGGGUGGACCUUGGAAGUGGUCCAUCCUCUGGCCUGCCUGACUUUAGUGGACUUCCGUCUGGCUUCCCAACCAUCUCCCUAGUGGAUAGUACAUUGGUGGAAGUGGUCACAGCCACCACCACAGGUGAACUAGAAGGGAGGGGAACCAUUGGCAUCAGCAGUGCUGAAGAAACCUCUGGGCUGCCCUUCCAUGAGCUAGACAUUAGUGGGGGAGCUAGUGGACUCCCCUCAGGAGCUGAAAUCAGUGGCCAAGCAUCUGGGGCUCCUGACAUCAGUGGGGGAACAUCUGGAUUCUUUGAGGUUAGUGGACAGCCAUCAGGAUUCUCUGGGGAAACAUCUGGAGUAACCGAGCUUAGCGGACUAUCCUCUGGACAACCAGAUGUCAGUGGGGAAGCUUCUGGAGUUCUUUUUGGCAGUGGUCAACCAUUUGGCAUAACCACCAACCGGAGUGGAGAAACAUCCGGGGUCCCUGAUCUCAGUGGGCAACCAUCAGGACUACCUGGGUUCAGUGGGACAACAUCUGGAAUCCCCGACCUGGUUUCCAGGGCUGUGAGUGGCAGUGGUGAAUAUUCUGGCAUUACAUUCGUGGAUACCAGUUUGGUCGAAGUGACCCCGACUAUAUUUAAAGAAGAAGAAGGUUUAGGGUCUGUGGAACUCAGCAGCCUCCCUUCAGGGGAGGCAGAUCUCUCAGGCACAUCUGGGACAGUGGAUGUCAGUGGACAAUCUUCUGGAGCAAUUGACUCCAGUGGCUUUACACUUCAGCCUCCAGAAUUCAGCGGCCUGCCAAGUAGAGUAACUGAGGUCAGUGGAGAAGCCUCUGGAGCUGAAACUGGGAGCAGCCUGCCCUCGGGAGCAUACGAUGGCAGUGGACUUCCGUCUGGUUUCCCCACUGUCUCUCUUUUAGACAGGACUUUGGUGGAAUCUAUAACCGAGGCUCCAACAGCCCAAGAAGCAGGAGAAGGGUCUUCGGGCAUUUUGGAACUCAGUGGUGCCCAUUCUGGAGCGCCAGACGCGUCUGAAGACCAUUCGGGAUUUUUGGACCUAAGUGGGCAGCAGUCCGGGAUGGUAGAACCCAGUGGAGAGCCAUCAAGUACUCCAUAUUUUAGUGGGGACUUUCCUGGCACCGUUGAUGUGAGUGGGGAAUCGUCUGCAGCCACGAGCCCCAGUGGGGAGGCUUCAGGACUUCCAGAAGUCACGCUGAUCACUUCUGAGUUCGUGGAGGGUGUUACUGAACCAACUGUUUUCCAGGAACUUGGCCAAAGACCCCCUGUGACACAUACCCCCCAGGUUUUUGAGUCCAGUGGAGAAGCCUCUACGUCUGGGGAAAUUAGUGGAGCUACCCCAAGGUUCCCUGGGCCUGAAGUAGAAGCGUCGUCAGUCCCAGAAUCCAACAUCGAGACGUCUGCCUCUCCUAAGCCUGGGGUCGGGGUGUCUGCUGCCCCUGAGGCCAGUGGAAUUGCUUCUGGGUCUCCUGAUCUGAGUGGAGCCACCUCCGCCUUCCAUGAAGCUGAUGCAGAGGGAGCCUCGGGCCUGGGAGUGAGCGGUAGCACCUCAGCCUCUCAGGAGGGCCCCAGGCCGGGCUCGGCCACCCCAGAAGGGAGUGGUGAGUCAACCACCACCUAUGAUGUGGGCACAGAGGCACUGGGCUGGCCUUCGGCUACUCCCUUGGCUUCUGGAGACAGGACUGAAGUCAGCGGAGACCUGUCUGGUCACACCUCUGGGCUGGAAACUGUCAUCAGCACUAGUGUCCCAGAGUCAGAGUGGACCCAGCGCCCCGCAGAGGCGCACCUGGAAAUUGAGUCCUCAAGCCCCUCGCAUUCAGGAGAAGAGGACCAAACAGCCAAAACAGCCACCAACCCACCAGAUGCUUCCAUCCCAUCUUCUCCAGAAGAGACAGACAGAUCAGAGGCAACCACUGCAGACAUUGAUGAGUGCCUCUCAAGCCCUUGUCUGAAUGGAGCCACCUGCUUGGACGCCAUCGACUCUUUCACAUGCUUAUGCCUUCCCAGCUACCGAGGGGACCUGUGUGAGAUUGACCAGGAGCUGUGUGAGGAGGGCUGGACCAAGUUCCAGGGCCACUGUUACCGCCACUUUCCUGCCCGCGAGACCUGGGUGAACGCCGAGAGCCGGUGUCGGGAGCAGCAGUCACAUCUGAGCAGCAUCGUCACCCCCGAGGAGCAGGAGUUUGUCAACAGUAAUGCUCAAGACUACCAGUGGAUUGGCCUGAAUGACAGGACCAUCGAAGGGGACUUCCGCUGGUCAGAUGGACACACCUUGCAAUUUGAGAAAUGGCGCCCCAGACAGCCUGACAACUUCUUCACUGCUGGAGAGGACUGCGUGGUGAUGAUCUGGCAUGAAAAGGGAGAGUGGAAUGACGUCCCCUGCAAUUACCUCCUGCCCUUCACGUGUAAAAAGGGCACAGUGGCCUGCGGAGACCCCCCCGUGGUGGAGCACGCCAGGCCCUUUGGGCAGAAGAAGGACCGGUACGAGAUCAGUUCCCUGGUGCGGUACCAGUGCAAUGAGGGCUUUGUCCAGCGCCACGUGCCCACCAUCCGGUGCCUGCCCAGCGGGCACUGGGAGGAGCCUCGGAUCACCUGCACAGACCCCUCUGCCCACAAGCGCAGACUACAGAAGCGGAGCGGGCGGCCUCGGCGGCGGAGCCGGCCCGGCACGGCCCACUGAGAGGAAGCCCCGGACGCGGCCGGGAUGCAGAGCCCCGGAGGCUUGCCGGGCAGACAGCCCACGCAGAUGGUGCCCUCUUCUUGCCGCUUUCUGUCAUAUAAGGAAUUCCAUUAAAGAAGGGAGAAAAAAAGUCCCACGUUGUGUAUGCACCCACCCACCCCCGAAUCGCCGGAACUGCAUCCGAUCGCCACCCCCAAAUGCCAAAGCAAAGCAAACGUGUUGUAACCCACGGACUGCGUUUAGAGACGCUUCUUCAGUCUCCCGUUGUGCCUUUCCAGGGACCAGAGCAGGGACAGGGGGAGAAGGGGAGGGGUUAAGUUAAAUAAAGAAGAUUAUUUUUUGUUUCCUGACUUUAUCCAAGAGCAGUGCGAUCCUUGGUUCUUUGACUCCCAGGGAGAGCUAGGGAGGCGGGCGGAAGGGGCAGAGGACGGAGGGCACGACUGCAGACGGAACCGCAGCUGAAUGUACUGGAUGAGAAGGAGCCGAGAGGCUGCGCCAUCCGGGUGGGGGGAAGUUGGGGGCGGGGGCGGGUUCCCACCAAGGUGGUGCAGACAGGAGGGGGCCAUGGAGGGAGCUUCCCCUGCAUGGGGGUCGGGGGCCCUCCAGGGGACCUGCUUCCAGCCUCUCACCCAGCGCUGCCCCCCUAGCAGAUGUCCAUCCGGGCAGGGCUGGGUCGGGGGCACUUGCAUCCCCGUGGGAAUGCCACCUACCCUGCCCCCCACCUCCCCCACUCCCGGGACCGUGCAGGCACCAGGGUUCCGUGCACCUAUUUAUAUUUUUGAAAAAACUGAAGAUUAUGAUAAUUAUAAUAAUAAUAAAGACA
Molecule: messenger RNA, 7193 nt
Organism: Manis pentadactyla (Chinese pangolin)
Lineage: Eukaryota; Metazoa; Chordata; Mammalia; Pholidota; Manidae
Gene: ACAN
Product: aggrecan
Exons: 17
Coding region: 17-6370 (2117 amino acids)
Biological process (GO): cell adhesion
Molecular function (GO): calcium ion binding; hyaluronic acid binding
Source: RefSeq, a predicted model, not a curated record